AUGUCACAGGAGGAGGACGGCUCCACCUGCCUGCACCACGCGGCCAAAAACGGGAACCUGGAGAUGGUGGAGCUGCUGCUGAGCACGGGGCAGGUGGAUGUCAAUGCACAGGACAACGGGGGCUGGACCCCGAUCAUCUGGGUGGCUGAGCACAAACACAUCGAGGUCAUUCGGCGGCUGCUGACGCGCGGGGCCGACAUCACCCUGACCGACAACGAGGAGAACAUCUGCCUGCACUGGGCGUCGUUCACGGGCAGCGCCGAGAUCGCCGAGGUUCUGCUGAACGCGCAGUGCGACCUGCACGCCGUGAACUUCCACGGAACCCCCCUGCACAUUGCAGCCAGGGAGAGCUACCACGACUGUGUCAGCCUGUUCCUGUCCCGUGGUGCUGACCCCGAGCUGCGGAACAAGGAGGGCGACUCCCCCCUGGACCUGACCCCCGAGCGCUCCGAGGUUUGGGUCGCGCUGCAGCUCAACAGGAAACUGAGGCUGGGGGCGGCGGGCAGGGCGCUGCACACCGAGCACAUCAUCAGCAGGGACGUGGCCCGUGACCACGAGAACAUGCCCAUCCCGUGUGUGAACAGCGUGGACGAGGAGCCGUGUCCGCAGGAUUACAAAUACAUCGCCGAGAACUGCGAGACCUCCACCAUGAACAUCGACCACAACAUCACCCACCUGCAGCACUGCACCUGCCUGGACGAUUGCUCCUCCUCCAACUGCCUGUGCGGGCAGCUGAGCAUCCGCUGCUGGUACGACAAAGACGGGCGGCUGCUGCAGGAGUUCAAUAAAAUCAAGCCCCCCCUGAUCUUUGAGUGCAACCAGGCCUGCACCUGCUGGAGGAGCUGCAAGAACCGCGUGGUGCAGAGCGGCAUCAAGGUCCGGCUCCAGCUGUACUGCACGGCCAAGAUGGGCUGGGGGGUGCGGGCGCUGCAGGCCAUCCCCCCCGGGACCUUCAUCUGCGAGUAUGUGGGGGAGCUAAUCUCGGAUGCCGAGGCCGAUGUCAGGGAGGAUGACUCCUACCUGUUCGACCUGGGCAAAAAGGACAGCGAGGUUUACUGCAUCGACGCCCGUUACUAUGGCAACGUCAGCCGCUUCAUCAACCACCUGUGCGACCCCAACAUCAUCCCUGUGCGGGUGUUCAUGCUACACCAGGACCUGCGCUUCCCCCGCAUCGCCUUCUUCAGCAGCCGCCACAUCCGGCCUGGGGAGGAGCUGGGGUCAGGAUUUGGGGCAGAGCAGCAGGUGGAUGGGGGCAAUGCCUCUGGCUGCCAGGCUCUGUGGUCUCCAUCAGAACUGAUCAGGAGGACACUUGCUGGGCCGCUGAACCUCAACUGA
Messenger RNA from Oenanthe melanoleuca, 1335 nucleotides. Its product is annotated as histone-lysine N-methyltransferase EHMT2-like. Gene Ontology annotation, molecular function: p53 binding; histone methyltransferase activity; zinc ion binding. The record is from RefSeq and is a predicted model, not a curated record. Lineage: Eukaryota; Metazoa; Chordata; Aves; Passeriformes; Muscicapidae. Gene Ontology annotation, cellular component: nucleus.